GACCGGUCGUUCUGCUGGACCCACCGGCUCCUGGUAUUCAUCAGCCUGCUCCUCAGUGUCUGCAGCACUGUAGCCAACCAUUCUGGAGCACACGGCUCUGCCGUGAAGGUUUCUGGAAACCACAUUCAUCUGAAGUGCAUCCGAGGAGGUUCUGUCUUCUUUAAUGUGACCGAGAAGCGCAGGGCAGAUGCAGGAGCCGAAGUGCAGGAGGUUUCAUGGGCUUUGGGCACUCCGUCAAAUUACACACAGGUGCUGCAAGUCCGUAGGGGAGCCGACUCUCCAAUCUGGUUGAGCCUCCAGGAGAAGUUCAAGCAGAGGGUCCAUGUGCCCAGCAUGUGGUCUCUGAGGAUUGAGAACUUGGCCCCUGAAGACAGUGGGCAGUACAUGGCCAUGAUCCACUCAACUCGGGGAAAAACGCUUGGCCAGUUUUUCUACCUGACUGUCUAUGAUCCUGUGCCUCACCCUGAGAUCCUGGCCAAGUCACUGUCUAUCACACCAGGCCUGUGUAACAUCUCUCUGGAGUGUAGGGCUCCAGGGGCCACCCAGGACCUGAAUGUGACUUGGGAGAGCAAGGACCUCUUCAGAGAGCUGGAACAGACAGACACACCAGGACCAACCGCCAAGCUUUGGACCCUGGCUGUGAGCCUGCCCCUGAGCCAGCAGAUCGCCAGUCUCACCUGUGUGGUCAGCAACCAGGUGGAUCAGAAAACUGCAACCUUAGACCUUGGGAAAGUCUGUGCCCAAGGUUCACACAAUCAGGAUGUGAUUAGACUGCUGCCAGGCAUCCUAGGGGCUGCUGUGGGUGUGCUGUUGGUCCUGGGAACUGGGCUUUAUGUUUUGAAGACAUGUCGGAAGAAGAAGAAGAUGAUGAUAGAAGUAAAAAGGGGUGGAAGAUUGCAGAAGAACCAUGGGGUUGAUGAUGGUGGCAUCCCCUUUGAGACGCUCAGCCAGCAAGUGUCUCAGAAGGGCAAGGACAAGAGCAUCGGUGAACAAUAUCUGGGAAAAAAGGAAUCUCUCACUACUACCUACAGUGAGGUCUGUUAUCCAGACCAGACCAUGGAGAUCAUUUGAUUGGAGGAAGCAGGAGGAUCUGGCACUCCCAGGACACCUUCACUCUGAGCCUAAGUCCUGCAGACCCCUGCCUUUCCCAGCUCUGGUUCAGUUCCAGCUUCGCCUUGUGUGUGUUGAAUUGCCAGAGGCUGCAGUAAAUGUAUUCCCUUGGAGAGGCAUCACUGCCAACAUUCCUGAAAGGCUAUGUCACUACCAGUGGGGCCAUAACAACAAUACUUGAAAUCCAGCCUGGACUUCCUUUGACCAAACUAACCAAUCUAUCUUUGCCAAAAUCAGAUGAAAUGUCAACUCCAACCUUGCCUUGCAUCAAAAGCCUUGGUAUCCUGCCCAAUAUGCCCGGAACGGCAUAUACUGGGAGACUACUGUGCUGGUAGCUGGUCUCCAUAUAGCUCCCUUUUGUUUGGAGGCUUUAAACGGCUCCUCUAAUGCCACUCUGGGGUUUCUCCCAUCAGGCAAUUGUCAACACAUACUCCAAAUCAAUAACACUACCCCCAAUGAAACGCAAUCUCUUUCCUACUUUAAUAACACCUUAUACACUAUAAUUAUAGUAAAAUUAUUGCUGUCCCCUUGGGGCCCUCUGGGUAUGCAGACCCUAUGGGUGGUGAUACCUGCCCCCACAUUGGACAGGGACAUGCACUUAGGGUGGCCAUUAAUUUUAUUCACAGUCUGGGAUAACAUUCCCCUCCCCAGUAAUCUAGAUGCUUGCAAACCUCACUGGCUAUGAAUGUGCCAGACUCUCUUGUGGUGGGACCCUAUCAUAGUAUUCUUUCCCUGCCACUGGUACAAUCUUGUUUCAGCAACAAAUUAAAAUAUUAAGCUUAUAUGUCAUAAAAGCUCUUAAUGAUAGUAGCACUAAACUUGUGUUGUCAUUGGAUGAAUUUGCUUAGCUGCAUACUGUUGCAUUGCAAAAUUGAAUGGAAUUACAUAUGCUUACCGCAGCCCAAGAAGGGGUUUUCACCUUACUGUAUACUGAAUAUUGCGUGUAUAUCUCUGACAAUUCUCACAAUAUUACUCUCCUUGCCCAAGACAUUCAAAAACAAGUAAAACAGUCAGAAUCUAACCAUCAGCACCCCAUCACGGACUGACUGUCCAACUGGCAUUGGCAUUGGCUAUGGUAGGUGUGGAUUUUAUUAAUUAUGCUUUUAAUUUUCCUAUGCUUAUCUUGUAUGUGUAACCUAUAUCAACUAUGUCUUCCCUGUAUAUCUGUAAGGUAUUUUCCUUAUAAUUGGGUAUCAAAUUGAGGCCAAAUGUGGAGGAAAAGUUAAAUAUUAAAUUUAAACUCAAUUGAACAUGGACACAAACAAAAUAACUUCUAAUCUUAUGGCCUUAGGCGGUCUAGUCUACAAACAUGAAGGAAGUUUGUUUUGGAAAAAAAAUAUUAAAGAGUAAUUUAUAGAAAAAAGAAUUGUAUAUGGCAAAUUCUUAUCCUAAAACUAAUUAACU
Messenger RNA from Cebus imitator (Panamanian white-faced capuchin), 2514 nucleotides. RefSeq names its product SLAM family member 8-like. Bases 334 to 1071 code for a protein of 245 amino acids. NCBI's taxonomy places the organism in Eukaryota, Metazoa, Chordata, Mammalia, Primates, Cebidae. The record is from RefSeq and is a predicted model, not a curated record. The transcript is spliced from 6 exons.